CACUGUAGAUUACAACUUUCUCUCAAUAUUUUGACUUUGUUUUUGUAAAAUUACUGCUGAUUUUUCCAUUUUUGCUGGUGUUUUUUAGUUUUCUUGUUAAAUUAUCUUUUUAGAACAUGCGCACUUUGAACACUCCUGCUCUAAUGGGUUUUUGUCAUGGCGUAAGUUAGAUGUUUUGCAGACAACAGCCUGUGAGAAAAUAACAGUUUUAUGAUGGUCCUUCUCUUGGGCAAGUAAGGACAUUAGACACACGCGUGCAGUCGCAACACAGUCAAUGUUUCUGCAGGUUUUCUGGAUAAGAAGCCAGAUUUAAAGAAAAUGACAGUUAACCCGGCUGUAAUGUAUUGUGUUGUACAGGUGGCUUGCCGUAGACUUAGAGUUACAGUAUGCUGGUUGGUCAGAAUGAUAGUCAGCUGGGUGCAGGAGGUGGGGCGGGGUGCGACAAGGUUUAUAAUUUAAGGUUGUAAAAGAUAAAAAAGAAAAAAACAUCCACUACUACUUCCUACUGCGGCCACGCCGUUGCGUCACAGGUAGAAAAACAAGCAUUCCUUGUCCUAAAAUCGAUUUGUGUUUUUCUUUCUGCGUGCUUUUGCAUGCACCUGUAUUUAUGUACUUGUUAGGCUGCUGAACCAAAGCCAUGGACCCGCAGUACUUUAAGUCUCAUACGAUGUGUUGGGGUACUCUUGGAACGGUGCGACCUUUCCCCAGCUUCCGCCCACAAAGAGAUGUAGUAGUGAUCCACGAAGCGCUGGUGAAGAAAGAUGCAGGCACUCUUGUGAGAAUCUUAACAAAUCGCAACAACGCGCAGCGGCAGGAAAUCGCCAAAACCUUUAAAGCGACUACACAGCAGGACCUAGUAGCUGGCAUGAAGAAAGUUCUGUCUGGAGAUGUGGAGACGCUCAUGCUACAACUGAUGAUGCUUCCUCUGCAACAUGAGGCUCAUCGCCUGCAACAGGCCAUAGCGGGUCUGGGUACAGACGAAGAGACACUCCUGGAGAUAUUGUGUACACGAUCUAGCAAGCAAGUUCGAGACAUCAGUGCUGUGUAUAAAGAAUUGUAUAAAAAGGAUCUGGAGAAGGAUGUGAAAGGAGAAACCAGUGGGGAUUUUGCCAAGCUCGUAGUGGCUCUUAUGAAUACUCUCGCUGCAUCACUAAAUGCGAAGAAAACUGACGCAGCUCCUUGGAUUGACAUACUCACCUCUAGAGACUUAAAUCAUCUUAACAAAGUGUUGCUGGGACUGGAAAGAGAAAGUGGGCAGAUGGUGAUUCCAGCUCUGGAGAAACGAUUCUCGGGGGACAUUCGGCUUGGAUUGAGUGUUUUAGUGCAGUGUAUUAAAAACCCUGAUGUCUACCUUGCCAAAAGACUAACAGGAAUGAAGGCACCAUUAGUGCACGGCAUCAUGGUGUCCCACAGCGAGGAAGAUCUACUCUGUAUCAGAGUUGCUUUCCUUAAACUAGCAGGCACUUCUCUCUACACCACCCUGCAGAAACACUUCAAGGGGGAUCAUUUACAGGCUCUGUUGGCCAUCUGUCGAUCUGAAGACUAACGUACCGCAUAAGAAUACAUUUUUACUGUCCACUACUUGUUGGUGAAAAUAAUAUAUAAAUGUAUAAUAUUUGU
Dunckerocampus dactyliophorus (ringed pipefish) is the source of this 1620-nucleotide messenger RNA. RefSeq names its product annexin A14 (gene anxa14). Gene Ontology annotation, cellular component: cytoplasm. The record is from RefSeq and is a predicted model, not a curated record. The coding region runs from base 638 to 1546 and encodes 302 amino acids. Lineage: Eukaryota; Metazoa; Chordata; Actinopteri; Syngnathiformes; Syngnathidae. Gene Ontology annotation, molecular function: calcium-dependent phospholipid binding; phospholipase inhibitor activity; calcium ion binding. The transcript has 11 exons.